AGGCGGUUAUACAAUCUGUGUCCUGACUCAAGGCUGCCAGUACUAGGAAACUUACCAUGUUCUGCUUCACAACAAGCUGCCAGAAUGCAGAAAAAUCAAACUCUUGAGUAAAAAAAAAGAAAUAGCCACGCUGAAAUGGUGAGUUUUAACAAAGCGUGUGACGAACAGAUGUCUUAGUUUGUGACUGUCGAAGGGCAUUUCCGUUUCCUCUUCAAACUGAAGCUAAAGAGAGUCAAAGAAUGGCUUCCCAAGAGAGGGAGAAAAACGAUACGAAAGCAGGAGAGGAAUCCAUUCCAACUGAUGACUAUAUCACACCUGGGGGCUACGAGCUGGAGAAAAUCCUGAACCGUGGGAGUGUGGCUUACACUCAUGUCAAUGAAGUCUGGCCUAGUGUCUAUAUUGGGGAUGAGGAGACAGCAAAAGACAAGGUCAAGCUGAGGAGUUUGGGGGUCACGCACGUCCUGAAUGCAGCAGAGGGGACGUGGAACAGCGUGGACACCGGGCCUGCUUACUACACUGACAUGAACAUUGUUUACUAUGGAGUGGUAGCAGAGGACGUGCAGACGUUCGAUCUCAGCCAGUAUUUCUUCUCAGCGGCUCAGUUUAUCCACGAGACACUGAGCGACGCUCAGAAUAAACUGCUGGUGCACUGUGUGAUGGGAAGGAGUCGCUCCGCCACGCUUUUUCUUGCCUAUCUCAUGAUCUACGAGAACAUGACGGUGGUGGACGCCAUCGAGCACGUAAAGAAACGCAGACGGAUCAUCCCCAACUGGGGCUUUCUGAAGCAGCUGAGAGAGUUGGACCAGCAGCUCCAGCAGGAAAGAAGCAGCUCUUGAUAGCAGAACAUUUUCAGACAUUAAGAAUCUGAAUUUACACUCAGCUAAGAGCUGUGAGACAUUUGAGAGAUCCAUUCUGAAAGUUAAUCAAAAUAAGGACUAACUUUGAAGACCUAUUGAUGCAGAUCUUGUGGGUAUGUAAAAUCAGGUAUAAACUGGGGACAUUUGUUAGUUACACUUUAAGUUGAUAAAGAAUAUGGUUGUAAUGAUUCAUUUUAACAAUUUGAUUCAUAUAUUUUUGCUGCGCAAUACAAGUCAUUGGUUCAUUUUGAA
This is a messenger RNA of Oryzias latipes (Japanese medaka), 1109 nucleotides long. The record is from RefSeq and is a predicted model, not a curated record. Lineage: Eukaryota; Metazoa; Chordata; Actinopteri; Beloniformes; Adrianichthyidae.